UUUGAUCAAUCCCCCAUUGGGUUUGUAUUUCAUUUGCAACGCGUUCCAAUAUGGACCCAGGGAAAAAUUCAAUUAAGCUCUGUAUAGAAAUGGCAAAAUAGAAACUAAAUCAAGAAUUUAAGAUUUUCUUUUUUUAAAUUGUUUAAAACCAAAUAAUCGCGCUUCAUUGAAUCCCACUCCUGGGUGUCUUUAUAUGUGUGCUGGUGAGACGGCCGGUUAUAAUAAUAAAGAAGGAGCUUACUAAAGUGUCAACUCGUAUUUAUAAAAUAUAAACUAAACACCAGCGCCCGCGGUCUGGACGAUUAUUUAGACGUCGGGGAUUCAAUAAAUUUUCAAAAAGUAUUUAAAAAAGAUUAAAACAGGCACGUGAGUAGUGAAUUAUAUAUAAAAGACUACUCGGCCUGUGCUGUUUGCAUAAUAUAUCAACGAGACACACACACACUGGAUCGGUGGGGGCGCGGUACCGGACGUGAAUAACAACAUUUAAAAAUGCCGAUCCUAUUUGAUAUUUUAGCGAUGAUAUUCCAGGGGAAAUAAAAAAUAAAAAGUUUGAAUUUUCCCGCUCGAUUAAACAUAGACCUCCCCCCCCACCUCCGUCUUGUGUACAAGUUUCCGACCGGGUCCGUGAUGAAUGAUUCCCACAGUUUCCGCCCCCUCUAUGACGUAAACAACAACAGGAAAGGAAAAAAACAAAUUCAUUUUUUUUUCUCUCCCGGUCUUAAACGAGCCAUCCCCCGCAUUCUUUAAAGGAUCAGUCCCUUAAUCUUUAAAUAAGAAACAAAAAAGAAACGAAGUGGAUUCUCCUGAAAAAAAGGAGCUCGACAAAGAUUUGACAGGAGCCUGACAACAAUAAAAAAGUAAAAAAUAAAAAUCCUAGUGGACAGUAUUUUAUUUUCUCUGAAUAAAAGAUUUUCACUUUGAAGGAGCUAUAGCUCUCACUUGAAAAGACGGCCUUUGUAUUCCACACACACAUUGGGCUACUAUACUGCCAUAUAUAUUAGAUAUGCACUCAGGAGCUCUCGUUUUCCUUUUGUGUGCAGGCAGGCAGCAGCUACUACAUUUAGUCCCAGUCGCAAUCGAUUCGUCUUCAAUUGGAUUUCAAAAGAAAGAAAGAAAAAUCAGGAGCUACUAGGAGUCUGAGAAGGAGGACAUUGGGUUGGUUAUCAACGGGAAGCUGGGAACCUGGGCUGGGUCGAGAGAAAAAGGAAAUUGAACGCCAGCCAAUAUCUAUAUGUCAAUGAAUCGAUAGACAGUCCUCUCGGCGACACACAACCCCCACCCCACCCCAGUGUGUGUGUGUGUGUGUACAUCAGGAGCCGGAUUUGGAAUACAAUCUCUAGCAACUGCAUUAUUGAAAGACAAUUUAGAUAUUUGCCCAUCUUUAAUAAUGGAAACUCUCCGAGACUGCUGCUGGCUCCCAGUUAGAAAUGACGUAAUAUUUUAACAUACCCAAAUGGUCCCAGCUAGACAUUGUACACAUACACAUAUAGACUUUCUUCUCUCAUCGGUUUUUUCAUUGGAUUCAAAUGUUAUUUCUUUACUCGACAUCAAUCAGUUCAAAGAGUUGAAAAUGUACCCAGUCAACUGGACGCUUUCUUUGGUUCUCUGUUGACCAAGAGCAAAGAAGAAGCAGCCGAGUGAAUGUAAUCGAAUCACGCAGUGCUCUACCCAAUGCCCCCCCUCCAGCAUUACUACCACCCUGGCAAUAUCAAUUGAAAGAGAAUAUUAUUAACUGUUUGAUAGAUUUAUACAGUCAAAUAGAUCAACUCCGCAUUUCUUUUUGUUUCUUUCUUCCUUUUUUGGGGUCUCUUCCGGUCGUUCCGGCGUCGAUAAAGCGACAGCUGCACAAGGAAUAAAACUAACGAGACUCGGGAGCACUGGACCCAGCGUCUGAAAUCAAUUUCAUUUGAGACACACGCGCGCCAAAAGAUGGAUGAGGAGGCCGAACAGCAGCUGACCGCUCAGUUAUCCGGCGGAGGAGGCCAGCAGCAGCAGCUGGAUGCGACGACGGCCUCAGCCUCGCCCGCCAGCCACCAGCAGCGAAGGUCUUUAGCUUCGCUCCUGUCCAUCAAACGGGAGCCCAGGAGACCCAAGACGCCGUCCGUCGUCGUUACCGACGAAACGACUCACCUGUCGGAGCUAACGGCCAUUCCGGUGACGAGUCGAAUCAGUUUGAGCUUCAAGAACAAAUCGAAUAAAGGAGCAGCGACGUCGGCCACUUCUUGUACGUCUCCGGCCGGUUCCUGCGGCGGUGGCGGAGACGGCCAUCACGCUAGCGGCUCCCGAACGACGGCCAUGGCCGUCAAUGGGGGAACUCUCGAGAGUAUCGUAGCUCUCGAAUCGGCAGAUCCGACAGCGGCAACCACGGCGACGGCCAGUGACGUCACAACGUCAUUAACAGUCCCAGUCGACGCUUCGGCGACGGUCACGACGGGAUCGAGCGGCUCAUCACCAGCCACUACACCUCAACUGUCGCUUCUACGUCGCUGCUGUCACGAACGCGUCCGCAAAUCGAUAUGGGGCGUCGUGAUCAUGUGCAGCGUGUCGGCAGCCUGGGUGGGAGCCACCCACCUCCUGAAAUCCACAUUCCGGACCGUCCAUCAUGUGGCGGCCGUCCUGGUCGUCCAGCACGUCGCCGACAGCAGCGCCGCCGGCAACGCCAACCAUUCGGCCGUGGCCACCACCUUGCCGGCCACUUCCACCACCACCACGCCCAUUUACCCAGACAUUUACCCUCACCACUACGACGAUUCUGGUGAACAUCAGCAAGAGCCGGUGAAACCCCUGGGCGAAGAGUACACGUACGACGCGUCGUUUUUCAGCACCUGGACCAUGACGGCCUGGACGUCGCUCUUCCUGCCGCUCUACGCUCUUUGCUGCGCGCUCAGUUGCCGCUUCAGUCCGCGCCAGUUGGCCGCAGAGCUCAGAGAUUCCGUCCUGGCAUUCCGUGACAAAGGAUUCACAUUAGGGACUUUUAUCGGACGCUGUUGCCUCUUUUGUCUACUGUGGGUCGGGACCAAUUGGAUGUACAUGUACGCCCUGAGCGUUUUAGACGCUACCGACGUCAUGGCACUUUUCGCCACCAACGUCUCGUUCGUCUACCUCCUCUCCUGGGUCGUCCUCCACGACCAAUUCGUCGGCCUAAGAAUUGUGGCCGUCAUUUUGUGUAACACGGGUAUUGCCCUGCUGGCCUACAUGGACGGCAUAACUCGAUCGCCGACGCUGGGCGGAGUCGUCCUAGCGGCCGCCGCAUCCGCCGGAUCCGCAGUUUACAAAGUGUCGUUCAAGAGGAUUUUCGGUGAGGCCACUUACGGUCAGGUGUCGUUCUUCUUCUCGCUGAUUGGCCUCCUCAAUGUCGUCCUCUUAUGGCCGAUCGUCUUGACAUUACACUUUACCGGGCUGGAAGUCAUCACUUGGAAUCGAGUGCCUUGGAUCCAGCUGACCGUCGCCGGAACACUUUCCCUCGCUGCCAACUUGCUGGGCAACUUCGGACCGGCUCUAACUUACGAGGUUUUCAUUCAUCUCGGUCUGGUGCUGGCCAUUCCAGUCUCUGCAGUGCUGGACGUCAAUCUCAACGGGGUCGUUUUCGAAGGCAUGAAAUUGGCUGGGACAAUCAUGAUCGUCAACGGCUUUCUCUUGGUUCUACUGCCAGAAAACUGGCCCGAUUACUUGACCCGUUUGCUCAGAUGGGGGAGACAUUUGAAUCAUCACCCGGGACUGCCGACGACAGCGCCCGUCGACCUGCGGACGGGUUACAUAAGCCGCUCGCAUUUGCGUUCGCCGUCGGGACGGGUCAGGUGACUGUCAAAGAUCAAAGAGACCGGACCGGGUCUGUCACCACCUUCAUCUUCAAAGGGUUUGACACCGGAGAGAAUAAGACGUGCGUCCAACAUUCCAGAUGAUCCAAUGCUCCGCAGCAACGAAAAAGAAAAUUGAAAAAAAAAGUGAAUUUUAUUUUACUACUAUUUUUUCAAAUUGAUUUAAAUUUUUGAUAUUUUUUCGAAGGGGGAAAAAUCGUCCAUUUUCUUAUCUCGCCAUCUGUCUCAUUGUUCUCGAAAAAUUGCGCAAUCGAUACUGUUUUAAAUGUUGGCCGUUAGAUGGCUGUCGUGUCUACUUUGUCUCAACAAAUUCAAUGUUCCGUUCGACCGUUAGAUGGCAGCCAAAUUCCGAUUGUCUGGCAAUAAUCAAUUGAAUACUACUCCCCAAAGCCAAAAAAACCAAAAACAAGAAGCAAUUUUUGCUGUUGCUUUCUCUUCUAUAAAAAGACAAAAAGAAAAUGUUAUAUGUCCAACAUAAAAAAAAAAUCAAUUGUGUAAAUAAUCGACGUUGCCCGUUCGAUGUUGUUGCUGUUAUUUCAAAAUGCUGUCGAAAAAACCAAAAAAAACUCCGUGUGUCUAGUUGUUGUUUUGUUUCUCAACCGGUUGUGUUACGAGUCCAAACUGGAUAAAAUUCCCCGCGAAUUUCAAAAAGAAAUCAGAUAUCCCAAGACAAAUUAAGUAGUAAAAUUUAUUCUGACGAGAUGGAAAUCUAUCCAGACGUAUACAAUCUCUAUUUUUGCGAGCCGCGGUUCACGUAACAUUCGAUAGAAAUCAAAUCACACAGACACAAAACAAUCCGACGUCAUUAUAUCAAAAUAAUUUGACUGUGCCAAAAAAAAGGACAAAGACGGAAAUGCAUCAAACGACCGAAUCGAAUAAAGAUUCCUAUCAAAGAAAAUUGUAACGUGAAAUAAUAAAAUAAAA
Daphnia pulicaria is the source of this 4742-nucleotide messenger RNA. RefSeq names its product putative thiamine transporter SLC35F3. The coding region runs from base 1930 to 3801 and encodes 623 amino acids. The record is from RefSeq and is a predicted model, not a curated record. The transcript has 11 exons. NCBI's taxonomy places the organism in Eukaryota, Metazoa, Arthropoda, Branchiopoda, Diplostraca, Daphniidae.